GCGCGCGCGACGGGCGUGUGAUGCGCGCGUAGUUUGGUCAUCGAGAAUGGAGUCCGCCGUGGACUCAGCGUCGACCGCGAGCGAGGUUAGCGGCUCCUCGGGGGGUUCGCCGAGGGUGAAGGCAGCGUCUCCAGCGAGGGCGCUGAGCCCGCCGCAGCUGCUGGCACCACGGAUGCCGUUGCCGCCGCCGGGGCUCGGCCUGCUGGGCUCCCUGCAGAUGAUGCACCACUCUCCACUCGACCUCAUGGCUGCAGCGCACCACCACGGCCACGCUCGCUACGGUAGUCCGCCGCCCAUCUCUACUUCUGAUCCAUCUGCGAAUGAGUGCAAGCUGGUCGACUACCGAGGUCAGAAGGUUGCCGCCUUCAUCAUCCAGGGUGACACGAUGCUCUGCUUGCCUCAGGCUUUCGAACUGUUUCUGAAACAUUUAGUCGGUGGACUGCACACAGUGUACACAAAACUAAAAAGACUGGACAUAGUGCCGCUGGUGUGCAAUGUGGAACAGGUGCGCAUCUUGCGUGGGCUCGGCGCCAUCCAGCCUGGUGUCAACCGCUGCAAGCUGCUCUCCUGCAAGGACUUCGACGUGCUCUACCGGGACUGCACCACGGCAAGGUGCCUGUCAAUGAAAGCGCCCGACAGCUCUAGACCGGGCCGACCACCGAAGCGCGCGUCCGGAGUGGGUCUGUCUCUGGCUGCCACACAGUUCCCGGGACACCCCUUCAAAAAGCAUCGGCUGGAGAACGGCGACUACUCACCCUAUGAAAAUGGACAUAUGAGCGAAAUGGCUCGCAUGGAAAAGUCCCCUCUCUUAGCCAAUGGCUACAACGCGCCGCCCACGCACCUGGGACCUAUGGGUUUCAUGCACCAGCAUGCUCUCAUGUCUCCGGGUAUGCCUCACCCUGGCGUGCCAAGACCUGACGGCUCCAUCAUCAAAGGGCAACCCAUGCACAACAUGGAGGCUCUUGCGAGAUCUGGUAUUUGGGAGAAUUGUAGAGCAGCAUACGAAGACAUCGUAAAACAUCUAGAAAGGUUGCGUGAUGAAAGAGGGGACAUGGAGCGGGUCAUGGCAAUGGACAAGGCUCGUGAAGGUUCACAUAAUGGUUCCUCACCAGGCCACAGUCCUGUCCUGAACCUGUCGAAGUCGGGGUCAGGGGAUCGCGACCGACCCGAGCGAGGGGACCGCGAGCGGGGGGAGCGGGGAGAAGGCUCCGCCAGCGGCCGCUCCUCGGCCGCCUCCCGCCGCACCCCGCAGCCCCCGCGGAUGCCCUCGCAGGCUACCGCAGCAGCGUCCCCUCGGUCACACUCAGACGAGAGUGACGCGCCGCUAUCUGAUCAAGAAGACCAUAAUGUCAAAGAUGAGGACGACGCAGCAGACCUGAGCGACGGGGAGCGCGAGCUGCCGACACAAGCAUCUCCGACGCCCGUCAGCUACGCGGCCACCAACGCGACGCCCCCACCAGUGCCGGUAGACCCCUCAGCGGACACCCUCGUCUCGUCCACUGAGACUCUCCUUCGCAACAUCCAGGGUCUGCUUAAAGUGGCUGCGGAUAACGCACGCCAACAGGAACGCCAGAUCAGUUAUGAGAAAGCCGAACUGAAAAUGGACGUGCUUCGGGAACGAGAAGUAAAAGACAACUUGGAGAGGCAACUCCUUGAUGAGCAGAAAAUGAGAGUGAUGUACCAGAAGCGGCUAAAGAAGGAGAGGAAGCAGCGGCAAGCGGUGCAGGAACAACUCGAGUCUGAGCUGAAGCGGCGGCAGAAGAUCGAGGAAGCGCUGAAACAGUCCGGCGCGCCCGCGGAGAUACUCAGGAUCGUCACUGAAAACCUGACGCCGUCGUCGCAAGAGCCGCCGAGGCAGGAGCGCGAGCGUGAGAAUGGGUCGGACAGCAAGCCGCCGAGUGCGGAGCCCCCGGCGACUUCGCCCCCGUUCUCGCGCGAGCCCCCACGCACGCCCGACAAGCCCCAGUGGAACUUCCCGCCGCCGCCUGUAGACAUCAUGAGCGGGCAAGCUGCUUUCUGGCAGAACUACUCUGAAUCACUGGCGCAAGAGUUGGAGAUGGAGCGCAAGUCCCGUCAGCAGGCGAUGGAGCGCGACGUGAAGUCCCCGUUGUCCGACCGCGCCAGCUACUACAAGAACUCCGUGCUCUUCUCCUCGGCCACUUAGCUGCCGCACCCCGGGGCGCACGACUACCCCGACACAGACAAAGACGAGGAGAGGAAACCCAUAAUCAGCGUCAAACCUGAGUUCAGGGAGAAGUAGGAUCCAAAGACACGACGAGUCAUCGCGACUCUUGUCAAACCGUCGUCUCAAUCGAUUCGUAAACUGUACAUUAAACGGUCAUCUUAUUGUACUCUUAAAGUUUCGUCGAGAUCUCGAUAAAUUAGAUUUCUAUUAUUGAGAUUAAAUUGUAAAUAUUGUUAUUGAAUUGAAGUAAGAUUAGAUUUCGUGGCGUUAAUGCGGAGUCCCAUACGCUCUUCUUCCAUAGUGAAAUUUGUAAAUAUUCCUUUAUAUUAUUAGAGUAAGUCUCUACAGUUUUAUCGACGAUUCACGUAAUUUAUUCGUCAACAUUUAACCUUUACGAAGAAGUACCUUUUAAACUUAUUGUUAAAUGCCAUAUUUACGUAUUAAGCAUCAAUUGUUUAUAAAAGAAACAAUGAGCAUUUUUGCUAAAUAUUAUUUUGUACCUACCUAUAAACAUAUCAAAGGUUCAAAUCUCAUGGAUUUUAGGAUGCAUUGAACAACUUGGAUUGCAAAAAAACUGUUGGAAUUGAUAGAAGACUGCUUUUUCAAAAAUGUUUUUUACAAAUCUCACUUUUUGCUGCUAGUCGAAUCAUCAACAAAAUGAUUUAGUUCCUAUGUCGAACGUUUGGUUAACAGUAAACCUUUUUAUCUGUGGUCAGUAAAUUGCAGAAACUAGUAGGUACCUUCAAGUCAUUGAACACUUGUAAAGUUAUUUAUGUUCAAUAGAAAUAUGUGAUCUUCACUAUCGUGUAAUUUAUUCAAUUUUAGUGCAAUGAUUAGAUGUAACUGAUACUAGUAUAUCCCUUAAAGCAUAAAGAUGUACGAUAGAUACUUUAAGUUAGUGGUUUUAAAUAAAAUACAUUUUUACAACUCUUUAUUGACUGAAUACGGAAGAGACAGUUGCGUACAAUGUAAUAACUUAAGAGUUUUCUUUACAUUUCAAAGUAGACGCUCUGUACAUAGUUAUAUUGCUGUAUCUCAUAUCCAUAAUGCAAGUCGAUGUAUAUGGGUAGAUGUAACAAUAAGUGCUGUAGUUUAACAUUAUACAUAAAAUAUAAAUGAUAGUGUUAUUUAUAUUGCUUAGUUUACGGGAAGACUUUGAAUGUCUAAAUAGUUGAAAUAAGGAUUAGUAUUGUAUUGGGAGUGUAUUGGCGCUUGGCUAUUGUAACGAAUAUAGACGUGACCCCACUGUCACUGCAACUUGACGUGUUUUAAGACAACCACAUAAACAACGAAUAGUCAAACGCCGACGAAACAAUCGCUUCAUACAAUUAAUUUCAUACAUAUUAUCUGUAAUGGGUAAUGCGACGUAAUGGAUAACUUAGUUGUUACUAUAAAUGUUUAGCUGAUCUUGUGUGACUGUGUAAAGGCGUGAAUGUGGAGUUUUGUAUCAGUUCGUUCCAUACAACCACGAAACUUUAGCAAUGACAAUACUGAUAGUAAAAUGUAUAGUUGAUCCUUUGGCACACAACAGUAUUGUCUUAGUAAGUAGUUUUUUUUCGUCUAUUAGAUGUUGAGGCUUCUCAAUGUACCUAUGUAUACAUAUACCUUGUUUAUCGUAUGCAAUUCUGAAAGCAAGUGUUAUUAUUUAUUAUUUCUAUUAUAAUUAUUAUUAAUUUUACUUAAAAUUGUGUGUGUGCCUUGUAUCGUAGAUGAAAAUAUCAAGAUUAAA
Molecule: messenger RNA, 3914 nt
Organism: Pectinophora gossypiella (pink bollworm)
Lineage: Eukaryota; Metazoa; Arthropoda; Insecta; Lepidoptera; Gelechiidae
Gene: dac
Product: dachshund homolog 2
Exons: 12
Coding region: 47-2164 (705 amino acids)
Source: RefSeq, a predicted model, not a curated record